Budorcas taxicolor (takin) is the source of this 4279-nucleotide messenger RNA. RefSeq names its product chloride intracellular channel 4 (gene CLIC4). The transcript is spliced from 6 exons. The record is from RefSeq and is a predicted model, not a curated record. NCBI's taxonomy places the organism in Eukaryota, Metazoa, Chordata, Mammalia, Artiodactyla, Bovidae. The coding region runs from base 153 to 914 and encodes 253 amino acids.
UGCUGAGCAGACGAGCCUGAGGCGCUGAGGUUGAGGCGAGCUAGACGCCAGGACAGUCCAGGGAGCUGCCGCGCGGCGGGAGCCCGUAGCCAGAGCAGUCCCGGAGCAGAAACAGCCGCCGCCGCCGUCCGCGGAGCCCAGCCGAACCGGCCAUGGCGUUGUCGAUGCCGCUGAACGGGUUGAAGGAGGAGGACAAAGAGCCCAUCAUCGAGCUCUUCGUCAAGGCUGGCAGUGAUGGUGAAAGCAUAGGAAACUGCCCCUUUUCCCAGAGGCUCUUCAUGAUUCUUUGGCUCAAAGGAGUUGUGUUCAGUGUCACAACUGUUGACCUGAAAAGGAAGCCUGCAGACCUGCAGAACUUGGCUCCGGGGACCCACCCACCAUUUAUAACUUUCAACAAUGAGGUCAAAACGGAUGUAAAUAAGAUUGAAGAAUUUCUUGAAGAAGUCUUAUGCCCCCCCAAGUACUUAAAGCUUUCACCAAAACACCCAGAAUCAAAUACUGCUGGAAUGGACAUCUUUGCCAAAUUCUCUGCAUAUAUCAAGAAUUCAAGGCCAGAGGCUAAUGAAGCUUUGGAGCGGGGUCUCUUGAAAACACUGCAGAAACUAGAUGAAUAUCUGAAUUCUCCCCUCCCUGAUGAAAUUGAUGAGAAUAGUAUGGAGGACAUUAAGUUUUCCACACGUAAAUUUCUGGAUGGCAAUGAAAUGACACUAGCUGACUGCAACCUGCUGCCCAAGCUGCACAUUGUCAAGGUGGUGGCAAAAAAAUACCGCAACUUCGACAUUCCGAAGGGAAUGACUGGCAUCUGGAGAUACCUAAGUAAUGCCUACAGUAGGGAUGAGUUCACCAACACCUGCCCCAGUGAUAAGGAGGUGGAAAUAGCAUACAGUGAUGUAGCCAAGAGACUUACCAAAUAAAAGAGCACUUACGAGAGAAACGUCUUCACAUCUUCCCCUGACUAAGAACAUACUUUUCCUAACAGACUGCUCCUCUUCCUAGAAAGUAGAAACUUUAUUUGGCACGAACAUGCAGUUAUUCCAGAUUAGGAUAAAGGAUAGAAAAGGUAUAGUAGCUGUCUUGAAAUAUAUAUACUCCUAAACAGUAUUAUUUUAAAAUUCCUUUACCCUGCCUGUGUCCCCUAGCCCACAUCUUCUCCUCCAAUUUGGAGCACUCCAUCACAAACUUUCACUUUAACGGUAGUUUAAAGGCAGUUUGCCAUCUCUCUGGAGCCUUCAUCACUGGAGUCCAUUCACUGUGUAUCGAUGACAGAACUUUUGAGGUGCACUGUUCAACUGUUAAAAUAGUAACCGUAAAAAAAAUAAACAGUAACCAUGACUCCUUCAGUCAGGCCCAAACUGGUGCAUAAUGCAUGGUACAAGGAAUAUUUAUGUAGUUUUGGAAUUUUAUAAUAUUUAGUAAGAGUAUAUGAAAGGAUUGCUACUGUAUCAAAAUAUUCUUAUUUCAAUUUAGUCUAUCUUGGAUAUGUACUAAAGGAUGUUACCACCCGAGAAGAGUGCUUUCUACCGAAAGUCAGUGCAGAUUUUGUUAUUUUACUUUGUACAUGGAUUUUUACUUUUGUCUAAAAGCAUUUUUCUUUCAUACUAAUGAUAACAUCUGACACUACUUAGAAGCUGAAAGUUUAGAGGGAAGGAUGGUAUUUUAAAAUCUUCUCAAGCAUAUUAUGAAUAUAAGAGAAACCAAUGGGCACCUGAUACACUCAGUCUAAAUAUGUUACUGGUUAUAUGUAUUUUGACCAGUGCCAUUCAUUUGGAACAUUAUUGCUUUCUUCCUAUAUUUUAAAAGUGCUCUUUUUCAAGUUAAGCAUCAGCCUUGCUGUCUGUAGAUCUUCUGAGCAACAUUACGUAAACUGAUACUUCGUUCAUUUAGCUCUAGCAGUACAAUGGUUAGUAAUGUAAAAGUUAACCUAAGGAGUAUAGCAUGGGUUUGUCAACAUACCAAGUAGAGUUUUGUUUAUAAAGCAUAUUUAAUGUGGAUAAUCUAAAGAGUAUAGUAUACAUCCUAUAUUAAAAACAAGAUAAAACAGGUUAUUAUUCCACCCCAUUUACCGUGAGACUUCAGGCAGAGGAUGGUUCACUCCUUUUGGACUAAAUUAUAGUUGUGAUGGUGACUUAAUAUUUACUGCAGUUUUGCCUAAUCUCAAUCAUUGCAUUUCCUUCAAUUAAAUUUUUCUGAAGCUACAUUGAGCAAUAGCACUCUGCAUGUUUGUUUCUUAAACUGAAGUCCUAAACCAGGAAUUUUUUGUGUUGUAACAAGGGAGGAUGAACUUGAUGAAAAUAAAAGUUUGCUAAGUAUUUAUUCACUUAAAAAAGAAAAAAAUGACUUUCUGUGUACUACUCCAAAGACUGGUUGUGACUAUAGUAAUGUUUUUGGUCAUUUUUAUACCUAACUUGUUUAAGAAGUGCUAUUUCUCAUAGGCUGUUUUUGGAAAUUUUAAGUAUAUUGCUUUAAAAUAGCAAUGUUUUUUCCCUAUGAAAUGCUAACAUUUAGUAAACACUGGCUUUAUGGAAGCAGCCUGAUUUUUUAUAAGCAUUAUGCAUUUAUUUAAGUCUAUCAGUAAUUAGCUUGGUGUAGAAAGAUAAGAAAAACUCCAUAUUGUAUCCAUUUGGCUCAGGGAGAUUUCUUUGCUUUACCUUUUUUAGAACUCCUUAUUGCUAAACAAAGAUAGGGUACCCACCAUUUUGUAAUAAAGUAUUGGAUGAUGACUUAUCUUGUUCCAGGAAGAAGCACUAUCAGGUUAUAUGUUGAGAAAGUCUAUGGCAGCAGUUUACGUGGGUGAAUUGUGCACCUCUGCACCAGUACACAGACAGCCAUCUUCACUUUUCACUUACUUUUAAAAUAGGACUAACUUGGUGUCCGUUAUUGAAUCUUGCCUCAUAGCUUAAAGCAUAAUUCAGGCAAAGUAGGGCGUCUGUUUCAAGUGAAUGGUGGACUAAGUGAUGCAGAGUAGAGGGAUAAUGAGGAAAGAGCUACAGUCCUCAAAACAGGGACGAAAAACACAUUCUGAAAUUCAGUUGUGAAGAGUUUGCCACUUUGGAUAUUUAUUCUCUUCUUCUUUUUAAAAAAUGUACCCCAUGAUUACACUUGGCUGUCUCUCUAGAUAUCCAAGGAAGGGAGGGUCUUUCUGUUAUAAUUUUGAUGAGGGCAGAGUUGUGUUUCUGUAGAAAGACAGAUCUUAUUACUUUAUCUGGAAAGUUAGUCAGAUGAGAUUGAGAUUGGCAGAUGGACAAAAGCUAGUAAAAAAAGAUGAUCCUAGAACAUACCUUUUUUUACCCCAUCUUACAUUUGUGGAAAAAUCAUAGCUUAUAAUCUUGGGAGAUUUGGGACAUGAAAAAUUUUCAUGGUAGUUCAUGUAGUAUAUGGGUUGAUGUAAUAGAAAUAAUCUGAUACUAUUUCUACAACUACUGAAUCAUUCCUCCCUUCAUUUAAACCCCUUUUGUUUCACUUAAGAGUCUGAAUGGAAGAUCUUAUAGUUUCCAAGGGAUUCUGAGAAAUUUUUCCAUUCAACAUUUGGAAGGCUGUCUACUAUUUCAGUUGAUAUAAAUUCCCCCUUAAAAAAAAAAUACAGAUGUGGACUUUCUGUAUAAUUCUGUUAUUUUCUUUUACCAAGAUUGUUGACUUUUGUGAUAAAAUUCAUACAAGAUUUUAUUUCUUGGUAACUUCGGCUUAUACAACUAUCUUUAAACCCUUGAGCAAUCUGUAUACAAUGAAGAGGUUUCUGACAUUUACUCUUACACUCAUUUGUUUGACUUUAGAAUUUAGGCACAUUUACUUCUGUUGUUUUGAAUCUCUUUAGAGCUGCAUGUAGAUAGCUUUUAUUUCUGUGCAUUUAAAAUAAUCCAUUUAGAAAAUACGUGGUAAAAAUGAGAAGAAAUAGAAAUGUAUUUUUUCAUGAACGUUUUGAUACACAUUUCAUCAAACUUAUUGAUUAACCAAUUUCUUACACUGGUUGUAAUCAGUAUUUGAUUCAAAAAGAGGGAAGCAUUCAUUAUUAUACUGUAUCAUCAUUUUUAUUCCAUCCUUUACAAGUUACCAAGGUUGGGGCUGUCAAAAUUAUACUUUUAUUAUGGAAAAAAAUUUCAGCUCCCCCAAAUCAUAAUGUUGAACAGAAUUGAAGUAUUUUUUUUAAUUACUUGAAAAGGAAAAUGACAGCUUAUUAUAGAAUGCUUGUAUUUUCUUUUCUCUCUCUGGAACCAGUAUAUUGCUGGCAGCUAUUGUAUUAAAAAAUAAAGUAUAUUUUCACUAUCAUAAAAGGUUCUUUUUU